ACGGAGUAUUGUGCUCUCAAGGUUGGUCAGUGUUGCUCUUUAACAGUUCGUGUUCGCGUUGUUUACUAUUUUGUUUUCUUUUACUUCUUCAGUAGAUUUUUACUCUCGUGUUUUUCCGAACGUUUGUUAACAACCGCUCUUUAUUAUCGUUUGUUUUGUGGAUUUUAUUAUUCUUGGAUUUCCUCUAAACAAGGACCAGGAUGCUGCACUGAGAGUCUGCCUCCUCCUCACCACACCAGAGUGACGAUGGUUCGGGUCCGAGUGCUAAGGCUACUGACAGCCGCCGCUAUAAUGUGUGCAGCGCUGCCGUCGGUCUACACGGACGCCACAGACUCUAGGUUCAUCUCAUAUGAAGAUCUGAUGACGACGGCCUCCACGUUCUCAGACCCCGGAGUCACUGCCUACUCACAGCUGUUGUUCGACGUGGGCAGAGAUCAACUCAUCGUCGGUGCCAGGGACUCUCUGUACCGGCUGAAGCUACGAGAGUUGCAGAGGUUAGAGAGAGCUGUGUGGUUGGCACCUCCGGACAAAGUACAACUAUGUCAAGACAAGGGCCAGACCGAGUCAGACUGUCACAACUACAUCAAAGUUCUGCUCAGUAAUGGCAAGCGCCUGUUUAGCUGUGGAACUAAUGCCUUUACGCCACAAUGUUCCUGGAGAGAGAUGGAGGAUGUCAGCAGAGUUCUAGAGUGGGUACAAGGGGUUGCUAAAUGUCCCUACUCCCCCCACUCUAACAUCACUGCCCUCAUGACUCUAGAUGGCCAGUACUUUGCUGGUAGUCCGAUGGACUUUUCCGGCACCGACCACGCCAUCACCCGAGACCUGGGGGCUCCCUACCUCCGAACUAACCAGUACAACUCCAAGUGGCUCAACGAGCCGCAGUUUGUUGGCUCCUUUGAAACUGACGCAUUUGUUUAUUUUCUUUUCCGGGAGAGCGCAGUAGAAUACAUCAACUGUGGAAAGAAAAUUUAUUCAAGAAUUGCAAGGGUGUGCAAGAAUGACCAGGGAGGCCAGCUGAUGUUGAGAGACAACUGGACAACUUUCCUGAAGGCUAGACUGAACUGCUCCUUGUCUGGGGAAUAUCCAUUCUACUUUGAUGAGAUCCAAGGAAUGACAUAUUUGCCAGAUGAAGGUCUGGUAUAUGCAACUUUUACCACACCCAGAAACAGUAUCCCAGGAUCUGCGAUUUGCUCGUUCAACCUGACUGCAAUACAGACAGCAUUCAAUGGAGCCUUCAAGUACCAAGCAUCCACAGGUUCGGCUUGGGAACGUCACUCACCAUCCUCAUCUGGGUCCCGCCAGGCUCAGUGUCAGCAGACGACACAGUCAGUCCUGCAGUCCUCCAGGUAUCAGCUGAUGGACAGUGCAGUGCAGCCAACCUCACAAAUGCCGCUGUACACAUCACAGCUGGAGACCAUAACUCACAUCGCUGUUGAUGUCUUGCCUACCAAACUGCACAUGGCUGUGCAUGUACUCUACGUUGCUACUUCGGAUGGUUUGAUUAAGAAAAUAUCAGUCCUUUCUCGAACGCAUACAACAUGUGUUUUGGAAAUCUGGAGGCCAUUCCCAGUGGAUGUUAACAUUCCAAUUCUAACUCUACAAUAUUUGAAAGAAACGGAUUCUGUGUACGUGGGUACGCAGGAGCAACUGCUCCGUAUCCCGGCCCAGCACUGUAGCAGACACCAGACCAAGAUGGCGUGUGUCAACGCCAUGGACCCUUACUGCGGCUGGAGUGAACACAAGGAGAGAUGCAUGCCAGCUCCCAACAACGACCCUCUCGCUUCUACCUGGCACCAGGACGCCACACAGUGCCCCAUCCUCAACAUGCCUAUAUCUGGAGGCUGGUCUGCUUGGUCUUCAUGGAGUCCUUGUACUCACGCCACCUACAACGACUCAGCAGACGAGUGCCAGUGUUCCACACGCAGGUGUGACAACCCGGCCCCUAGCCACGGUGGAGACUCUUGUACCGGACCCAGCAUCAAAGUAGCCAACUGCACAGUCCACGGCGCUUGGAGCAGUUGGUCAGCCUGGUCAGCGUGUUCCCAGACCUGUGGUGUAGCUGUCAAGACUCGUCGUCGUACUUGCGGCAACCCUGCUCCUGCGUUCGGAGGCCGAGUCUGUGUUGGGAUGGAUAGACAUGAGAUGUAUUGCCAUUCAAACCCUCCCUGUCCUGCAGUGACAGUGCCAGUGAGAGAUGGCUCCUGGGGCAGCUGGAGUCCUUGGUCUGAGUGCUCAGUCAGGUGUGGGGGAGGGUUCCGCACCCGCACCCGUCGCUGUGACAACCCUCCCCCCCAGGCACCAGGGGGACUGGACUGUGUGGGCUGCUCGUUGGAUUUUGAGACGUGCAACACUGCAGCGUGUGUGGACAGCAAGCGACUGUCAUCUUGGACUUCAUGGGUACCAUCGGGCAACGGGACUGAGAGACGGUUUAGGUUCGCCUGUCGUGCACCGAGCCCUGACCCUAACCUUAUCAAGAUCACCCAGGCCAAAGAAGAGGAGAGAGUCUGUCAACCUGAUGGAGUGUGUAUGAGAACAGAUCGGUCUGAGGCGGAGGAGGUGUGGUCUGAUUGGUCGAGCUGGUCACCGUGUUCGGUGGAGUGUGGUGGGGGACAGCAGUACCGUGUACGUACAUGUGACGGCCGCCCAGAAGACUGCCAGGGACUGUCCAAGAUGGCUCGCACUUGCAACACCCACAGCUGCAAAGGGGAGUGGAGUUGCUGGACAGACUGGUCGGAGUGUUCAGUGUCAUGUGGUGUUGGCUACAAGCAGCGCUCUCGUACUUGUGUGGUUGUCAACAACAGAGCUGUAGAAGGCAGUGGCUGUGAAGGAUCAGCCAUCAGUCAGGAGCCUUGCGAGAUGCCCACCUGUCAAUCGUUGCUAGGGUGGGCCAUGUGGACUGAUUGGUCGCCCUGUGACAGUUCUGGGCAACAACAUCGGACAAGAGACUGCCUCACUUCCAACCCUGGACCUGACCUCUGUCAAGGUCAACACCGAGAGUCACGCAUUUGUCUCCAGCAUCCCUAUGCAGACAAUGAGAUUACUGCAGAGAUGGCCUUGGACCGGGCGAGUGCAGGAGUGUCGUUUGGUUCAGUGUUUGGCCUCUGUCUGCUGGCUUUUGUGGUGGGCGCCGCAGCUGCUGUAGGUCUAGGCUACCUCUACCUCCAGCGACGCAGACCUCGCAUUCCCAGCAGUCCUCACUUCAUCUCCUCCAAACAGAACUCUUACGUAACCGUACCACUCAAAGAGAUGCACUCACCUAAGCGGACACCUUCGUUCUCCGCCAAGAAUGCCUCCUUGUCCAACGGUACUCCCAAACUGUUUGCCAAACUACCUGUUGACUAUGAGACGGCGACGAUAAAAAGGAACAGUCAUAGUUUAGCUAACGGCCACAUACGAGCCGAUCUCGAGCAAGAUAAGUUUUUCUAGCUGUUAAGACUGAAUGAUUCUUGGAGUGAAUUAUAAAAUUAAAGUGAGUCGUCGAAUGAACUUUGAGUGCAAAAAAGACUUUGAUGGUGCUAGUCAUAAAGCAUUCAUAGUUUGUGUGAUACGGACUGAUUACAAAUAAUAUUAUAUGUAACUUUAUACAUAUCUUGGUGCUUUUAAAUGUUUAAUAAUUUGUAUAUAAUUAUUUUUCCACUUUUAUACAAAUGUAAAUAAUUCAAGAACUGUUUUGUUUAGGAUUGUUAACUUAGAGUAUUAUUUAAAAGAAUGUUUUAUGUUUUAUUUAUUUUGAUUAUUAAAGCUAGGCUAUACAUUUGUAGUUUAAUUGACUGUAGUAAAAUUAUUUCAACAAAUGAAGACACAUACUUUAUAGAACCUUAAUUAUAGCAUUGUAAAAUUUGGAAAUUGACAGUAAUACUAAAUUGUUAUUGCAAUACUAACUAACAUAUUGGUUAUUUAUUAAUCACAUUGUUUUGAUCAGUUUAAUAGAAAUCUUGAAAUGUCCAAGUGACUAAGCAUGACUUGAAAAUUUAAUAAUGUUAUAUUAAACAGUAGGCCUAUUAAUCUUAGACUAUUUAAAGUAUAUUUUAAAAUCAAUAAUCAAUAAUCAAAAUACCAAUACCAGUAACGCAAACUUUUUGUUAAAAAUAUAAGCACUCUUUUCUUUGCCACACUUAUUCUUAGUAAAACUAUAAUUUCAUAUAAUGGGGCCUUAGAAAUUGUACUCUCAAAAUAGACGUUUCUUGUAUUUGUUUUGUUUAUCUCCCCUAAGGCCGGGGCCACACUUGUAAUUUCUAACCAGCGAGAUUGGUUUUUCCGUUUUCACGUGCGACGCACGUGGAACAGUUUGACCGUGGCCACACUCAUCUUACGAGAUAGAUUUUUCGGGCUAACCAGUGAAACUGAUAGAGCAUGCCACACUGGCAAUAAAAAUCGUCCGUGUCCGUGUUCCGCCUCCCCCCCCUCCACGUACUAAAUCAGUCAGGUUAAAACUAGAAACGUCCGUGGAAAAAAUUCAGCGAGAUAAGAUGAGUGCUUGUUCACUCCCAUAAGCCGUAAUGCCCCGCGACUAGUUUUACGUGCAACGCCCGUGUUAGUAGAGAAUACACGUGCAAUUCCGACAAACGCGUUCACGGACGUUUUUACUCUAGUGUGGCCUGCCCCAUAUAUCGUAAUGUAUCUCUCAAACCCACGGGUAACGCCCAUGGAAAAAAUUCAGCGAGAUAAGAUAAGUGUGGCCCCGGCCUAAGUCAGUAUAAAAAUAAUUUGUUCAACAGUUUCCUGCCUGGAAAAACUAGCGAUUUCAGGGUUUUCCCGCUAAACUACUUGUCUAAAUAUUAACAUAACUAAACAAUAGAUUUGCAAUAGUAUUUGUUAAUAGCACAAUAAUAAGGAUGACUUUUUAGUCCUUAGCACUUAUUUACAAACACUAUUGUGCCAAACAGUGUGUUUUAACAACGUCCAACCACCUUUCAGAAAGCCUAAAAUGUAAUUUUGUAAUUUAUUUAACACGUUUCAAAUAUCUUUUAUCACACACAUUUUUUAUUGGGCAGCAUCUGAGAUGGUACAGCAUUGCUAAUAUAAAAUAUUUUGAUGAUUUGUGUUCUCCAGAGAUGGUUAAUUUAUUUUCUUUUACCUUAAAGUGUUACUAUAACUUUACAGUUUGCAUUUAGUUAAUUUAGCUACUAAAUUCAUGUCUACCUAAAAUAAAACAAAAGUAAUCAGGAUUCUAGCAAUACAGUACAAUAUAAACAAUACAAUAUUCUUUAUUGUUCAUUCGUUAAGAAUUACAAUAGUGUCAAUACAAUAGUGAAUUGUAAGUGUUAAUUUCCAUAGUUUUCAUAAAAUUCCUUUAUUGAGUAGAAGGGUCUUGCGAUUAGCCACUUCUUCAACUCCUGGUGUAGCCUGUUGCCAGUCAGGUCUCUCAGGUAGUCAGGUAGAUGGUUCCUCAGUUUGCAGCCGGUGUGACAUGUGUCAGUACAUGUGUUCCAGUCCCUUCACUCCCAAUCACUCCAUGCUAUUGUGAUAAUACGUCUCAAUGACUACGCAUUUACUUACACCUGAAUUAUUCUAGGUAGACAUGAUCAAAGCAAUUAAUUACUUAGAUAAAGCUAUUAACCAAAAAUAAAUAUUGACAAUAAGACUUAACAGUGUAGGGAUAUUACUAAUCAGAUAGUUCUUUGUAAAAACCGAUUGUAUCUGUAUAUAUGUAUCAUCAAAGCUUUUGUAAAUUUUUAUUCUGUACAUUAUUGUAUAUUGGGGUAAAGUUUACCCGAAUGUUGUUCUGUGAUUCGAAGAAUAUUUUGUCACAAUGAUGGAUUACCUGUAGAUAGACAUUUUUAUUUGAUCGUUACACAGCUUGUAAUAAUUUUUAACAUUUCCAGUUUCAAAGUUGUGUAAAUAAAGAAUUCAUAGACUAGUCGAUUAUUUGAAAACUGUGAGUUGACCUAUGAAACAAUAAUGUUGUUCAUGAUUUUGGUCUUUGAUUAUGCAUAACCUUCUCUUUAAUUAUAAUACUUGUUUGAAAUUAAUAACUUUCAAAAUUAUUUCCUUACAAAAUAAUUUUGUAAGGAACGUCUUGUUUUACCCAGUAGUUGAUUUAAGUAGUUGGUGUAGGCAUACUCUCCUACUAGGCUGUCUUUAUUUAUUAUGAAAUAAAUUAUUAACUUGCCAUUUUAUUGGAAUAGUAAAUUUUUAUUCUUAUUCAUAUUUUACUGACAAUAAUUUAGCCAAACAAACAGAAAAUUAUUCACAUUUUUAAAACACACACAAGAAAUAAAAUAAUUUGAAGGAUUCACAACUACCGAAACUUGCAGCCUUCUUAGCUUGUUAAAUCCUCUACUGGUUACUGAAUAAUUUGAUCAUCCAAUGCUCACAAAACAUACCUUAUAUGAUUAGAUAAAAAGCUCUUUGCAAAUGUAUUAAAAACUACAAUUAGUCUUUCUGGAAAACGUUCUAUUGAUACAUUUCUGGGAUAAAAAAUCAUUUUAUGUUAUGUCUUUUUCCAAGUACAAACUUGUAAAAGUGCCAUUAUUUUACAAUUAAAACCAUUGUUGUAAGUGUUAUGUUUAUGUAGAUUUUAGCCAUGCAAUAAAAUGUUAUCCUCUCAUGUUUGGGGUAUUUAUAUAUUUUUACUCAUAUUGAGUUUUAUAUAAAGAUUACAGAUGCUAAGUAUAAUAAUUUUAUAUAUUGUAAAUAUCAAUAUUUUUUAAUAAAAUGUCAUUAGAAAUAAUA
This is a messenger RNA of Macrosteles quadrilineatus (aster leafhopper), 6675 nucleotides long. RefSeq names its product semaphorin-5B (gene Sema5c). Lineage: Eukaryota; Metazoa; Arthropoda; Insecta; Hemiptera; Cicadellidae. The record is from RefSeq and is a predicted model, not a curated record. The coding region runs from base 247 to 3426 and encodes 1059 amino acids. Gene Ontology annotation, biological process: positive regulation of cell migration; negative regulation of axon extension involved in axon guidance; neural crest cell migration. The transcript has 16 exons. Gene Ontology annotation, molecular function: chemorepellent activity; semaphorin receptor binding.